AUGUGUCUCGUCCAGUGGGGUUCUCGUUUCCUGACGGAGACAGAAGCUCGCUACUAUACCAAAGAGCGGGAACUACUUGCAGUUACUAGGGCCAUGGCUAAAUAUCGCCUAUACUUGUCUGGAUCUCAGCAUUUCACCUCAAUGACUGAUCAUCGUCCCUUGAUACCGAUUCUCAACCACUACACAUUGGACGCCAUUGAGAACCCAAGCCUGCAACAACUCAAAGUGAAAGUGGCCCCCUAUAUCUUCAUCACAGUCUGGCGCUCAGGGAAACCGCUAUGCAUACCUGACGCCCUGUCUCACUCCCCAGCCAGCUACCCCACAUCUGAAGAUGAGGAAGAAUUCACCACCUCAACUGCACAUGGAGAGUUAGUGUUAUACUGGCCUCGGAUUGUCAUCCAUGCAGCAUUCCAUAGACGCACCUUGGCUUACCUUCACAACAGCUACCAAGGGACCAAAGCUACUAGAUGUCAUCCAAGACAGACAAUGUUUUGGGCAGGCAUUGAUGCCAAUAUAAAGAAUACAGUAGAAAGUUGUGACACCUGCCAACAACUUCUUCCCAGUCAGCAACAAGAGUGCAACGACCACCCAUCCCAGCCCUUCGAAAGUGUAUUCUCUACGGCCACCCUCUACGCACCUGUGUUCCAGCCCACCUCCUGGUCAUUCACGGAUGAGUGGCAAACUAAGACUGAGGACCACAACACACAUGCCCACCCUCUAACCAAGCUCACCAUCAGCCAGCGAGUCAGGAUCCAGGAUGCCAUGACGCUACGAUGGGACAAGGUCGGCAUCAUGAUGAGCCGUGGCAGGUCAAGACAGUAA
Molecule: messenger RNA, 822 nt
Organism: Macrobrachium nipponense
Lineage: Eukaryota; Metazoa; Arthropoda; Malacostraca; Decapoda; Palaemonidae
Exons: 2
Coding region: 1-822 (273 amino acids)
Source: RefSeq, a predicted model, not a curated record